AUGGAGAAGGAGACAGUUCCCAAGAAAUCAUGCAUUAUACGUUACGUUCUGGCUCACGUUAGAAUAUUCAUAUCGGGUAAUGCAGCUGUUCGCUCGAUCACUAAUAUGAACAUCCAGUCGCUCUUCCUCAUCGUGGUCUUCCAGAUCAGUAUCGUCUACGGUCUAGAGCGCCUCUGUGGCAGGACGCUUGCUGAUGUGUUAGACCUCAUAUGCCAGGGACGGGGCUUCCACGGCGAUACAGGAAUCGACCACGAGAAACGAUCAUUCCGCAACCAGAUGAUCACCCGGCGGCAAGCUACUACCUUUCUGGUGGGAAGCACGGUGCCUCCCUCAAUGGCGGCCCGCGAUGGCGUAGUGGAAGAAUGCUGUCUGAGACACUGCACCUACGAGACAUUAGAAUCCUACUGCGCGGAACCAUCCAGUACGGAUGAUGAAAUCGACCUAGAGGAGUUCUUGAACCCUUCUUCUUCGUCAACGAGCAGCACGACCAGCACAACACGCCUAAGGACUACCACCGCCGGACCCCCCACGACAAGACAGUUCCGCCAUCUACCAGCCUCCCUCAAGGGACGUACGUUCUUUUACAUCAGAAACCAAGAGGAACAAGACAAGAAAAAGAAGAGGGGGUCUCGCAAUGUCCACAAACCACUAAAAACAGCCUUCAAAACCAAAGGAAAGGAAGAUGAGGUCACGAAAGCGAACUGAGGAGAUGUGAACUGGGGGACAUCCGUCCAGGCUGUUAUCUUGUUUGUGAUUGGUGGAGGCUUCGAUCAUGUGGUGGCGCUGUGAUCAGGAAGGUGCGCCUGGUGGUGGAAUUCAGCACGACGGCUGUGAUCAGUUUAUGUUACUACGUUGGCGACCGUUUUUGCCUUAUGAUAGAGAACUGCUUUAUUUUUUAUGUCAUUCUGGACUGCGUAUCAUCGACUAUUGCAACAUGAUAGAUUCUUUAGAACUCUAGAACAGGACUGCUUGUAAGAAAGCUCAAACCGUAUUUCACGCCGCUCAGGACAGCGUUCUUCGUAUUUCGAAAGGAAGAACACACCCUCUGGGUGACUUGUAAAUGAAGAUUACAUGUGAUUUCCAGUUCUCGGCGAAAGGAUGGUGCUCAUGGUCAACCCUUGCUUCUCAAUGUGUAAUCAAGCAAGGGAGAAGUUUCGCCUGUCCGCUGGAAGCGGUGUCUCGCGCUCAAAAUUGAAUCUACAAAGCGUCAACCGAAAUCUGUCACGAUAAAAGAAUAGAGUAUACCGGGUACACGGACACUUUUUCGGCGUGACACCGAUUGCUGUUUCACCAAACAAGGCCGGGUUUUUUUCAUCACACGCAGUUCAUUUCAGGCAAAUGUUCAGCAGUUUCUUCGGUUUGAACUUUCCAGUGGCCUGCGCUGGCCCACCCGUGGCCUGUUCAUCUAGAUCUCCUUCUGCAGCCUUUCAUCAUGCUAUUACGCUUGAUACAUUACGUUUAAUUGCCCUUGCCGAUUUUGGCCCAUCGAACCCAUGAAUACUGUUUCAAGGGGUUUGAUGUUAUCAAGAUUUGCCCUGAUCAGCCUUAGAUAAUGAUAAGACAGAUGAACAACGGGAAUCCAGGUCUAGGCGUAAGCGGACUUUUUCAUGAUUGUUGAAGUGGGCUGGACCUGAAUUAAUUCUUUUAAUUGCGAGGUAAGGGUAAACAAAUGUAAUGUCAUGAUGUUAUGCUGUAUUUUGUGUGAGCAGUUUAGGGUGUAUUUUGGAGUAAACGCUACGUAGUGAUAGCUGCUGCUGUUUAAUGUUGUGUGUCGAGUUAGAAUUUACAGCAAAUGUCAAUGUCCAUAGACCGCAGAGAAAGAUUCUGGAUCAACUGCUGUAUCAAAGAGACUUUACAAUCAUUAAUUAUCAUAUCGGCUUUUAGUUUGUUGGAGACUUUGAUUGUAUUCCGGUCAAUGUCAUCACUUGGAAUAUGGCCAAUGAUGUCAUGUCGGCCUGACCCUGUGAUGGUCCUCUGGACCAACCAUGCCCGCAGUGGCAUAAUGUAUUACAAAUAAAAAUUCUGAAAAAAAGGUCA
Molecule: messenger RNA, 2037 nt
Organism: Lineus longissimus
Lineage: Eukaryota; Metazoa; Nemertea; Pilidiophora; Heteronemertea; Lineidae
Product: insulin-like growth factor I
Exons: 4
Coding region: 1-705 (234 amino acids)
Biological process (GO): positive regulation of activated T cell proliferation; positive regulation of glycogen (starch) synthase activity; positive regulation of vascular endothelial cell proliferation
Cellular component (GO): extracellular region
Molecular function (GO): insulin-like growth factor receptor binding; growth factor activity; protein serine/threonine kinase activator activity
Source: RefSeq, a predicted model, not a curated record